Molecule: messenger RNA, 1301 nt
Organism: Xenia sp. Carnegie-2017
Lineage: Eukaryota; Metazoa; Cnidaria; Anthozoa; Malacalcyonacea; Xeniidae
Product: galactosylgalactosylxylosylprotein 3-beta-glucuronosyltransferase 3-like
Exons: 4
Biological process (GO): chondroitin sulfate proteoglycan biosynthetic process; carbohydrate metabolic process
Cellular component (GO): Golgi membrane
Molecular function (GO): galactosylgalactosylxylosylprotein 3-beta-glucuronosyltransferase activity
Source: RefSeq, a predicted model, not a curated record
UGCUUUCUCUUGUACUAAUGGCAUUCAAGUAUAUCAUAUCAAAACGCAGUGUUUUUGUUUUGCUUUACACUUAUUUACUAUGGCUUCUUUUCGUCUACUUAAAAGGCUGCAGAAGUCCUAGCGAUAAUUCCAACAACAAAGUAAAAACGAAAUACUUGAAUUAUGUAACAAAAGAUAUGCUUUACCGCAAACAAAAUUUUCAAGCUAAUUUUCAAAAUGAACACGAAAGAAAUUUACAAAAAUUUAAAUAUAUCCAGGAGAGUUUACCGUAUAUUUAUGCCAUUACUCCGACAUAUAAAAGACUGACCCAAAAAGCAGAUCUAAUUAGACUGUGUCAAACGUUAAUGCAUGUUGAACACAUGCACUGGAUAUUGGUUGAAGACUCAAAAGUAAAAAGUAAUUCAAUCAUUAGGUUUAUGGAAAAUUGUGGUGUUCUUUACACACACUUAGCAAUAAGAACAAGAAAACGUUUACGACGUCGUAAGAAAGAUCCUCGAUAGAAGAAGCAUAGAGGUGUGGAGCAAAGGAAUGCCGGACUAACAUGGCUCAGAAAGAACAUUAAACGAUCUGCUGCAAGUGGUGUAGUGUACUUUGCAGAUGAUGAUAAUACCUACGAUUUACAGAUAUUUGAGCAGAUGAGAUGGACAAAGAAAGUGUCAGUUUGGCCAGUCGGCUUUACUGGUGCAUUCAAAUGGGCUGGUCCAAUUUGCAAAAAUGGCAAAGUUAUGAAAUUUUGGACUCUUUGGAAACCCUACCGACGGUUUCCAGUGGAUAUGGCAGGCUUUGCUUUAAAUCUUAAUCUACUUUUACAUAAGCCAACAGUAUUUAUUAAUAUAAAUGCGCCGAUUGGGUUUUUGGAAACAAAUCUGCUAGAGAGUUUGGUGUCAAUUGAGGAACUCGAACCUUUGGCUAAUGAUUGUACAAAAAUACUAGUAUGGCAUACACAAACUGCUGAACCAAUAAUAAAGAGAAAAGAUAAAUCGUCCGAUCCCUUUAUGGAAGUAUGACGCAAAAUGAGAUAACAUAAUAUUGUUGUCUACAUGAGAUUUUUCAAAGACUGGCAGUCGUAUGUAGAAUUUAUGAUUGAUAUGGCACAUUUAGAAAAAAAUAUUAGCUUUUCCGAAAAAAGAACAAAACAAAUUCAAAAUAAGAGUUUGUGUAUUUAAUUGUUUUUGUAAAGUUGAAAACACCAGUAAAGCUUAAUUUUUAUAAUUCUACUUCCACACAAGGACGUUAAAUUUUUAUUUAGUUUUUUAGAGGUAAACAAAGCAAUACAUUAUAAAUGUUUGUGCACUUUUCUA